UCAACAUUACAUCGCUGAUCGACAGCAUUGUCAAAUAAUGGACAGGACGUUUGGAUAUAAGGUUUAACAUCUGAGCCAAGGGACACAUGAGUCGGUUCUAUACCGUGAUGUGUCACGAUGUGCUGUGUUUGUUAUGUCGAUAUGUUCGGUGCCAUAUAAAUAAUGUGACGAAGUUGUCAUAAAAUUGAACAACUAUUUAGACAGAGGGACGCGCAUUCUGGAGGACAUUGGCUAUUAGAGUAUUGACGACAGUCUAGAAACUGGGACUUUAUAAGACGUAUAGAAGAGAUUUUAGCAAUUGAUCAAGACCUUAUUUUCAGAUCGCAUUGAUUUAGCGCCGGCUUUUCGGAAGUCACUCUGUCCGAAAUGCAGACCUUUGUGAAAGGAAAGAGGGUUGGAUACUGGCUCAGCGAAAAGAAGAUUAAAAAACUCAAUUUCCAGACUUUCGUGGAUAUGUGCAGGAAACAGGGGAUAGAGAUGAUCCAGCUGGAUCUGAGCCAGCCAAUAGAGAAGCAGGGUCCGUUUGAUGUCAUCAUCCACAAGCUGACCGACCACAUUGUUGAUGCUGACCAGAAUGUCACAGAAUCCCUUCUACUUGUACAGGGUGUCCAGGACUACAUAGACGCUCACCCUGAAACUGUUAUUCUGGACCCUCUUCCGGCCAUACGUACCCUGCUGGACCGAUGCAAGUCAUAUAAGCUAAUUCAAAAAAUUGAAGACGACAUGCAAGAUGACAGGAUCUGCUCUCCUCCCUUCAUGGUUCUUAAGAGUGAAUGUAACGCAGAGACCCUGGAGAAGCUCCACAAGAAUGGAAUUACAUUUCCUUUCAUUUGCAAACCUCAGGUAGCUCAUGGCACCAACUCUCAUGAGAUGGCCAUCAUCUUUAGUGAGGAAGAUCUGACAGACAUCAAGCCCCCGUGUGUAAUCCAGAGCUUCAUUAACCAUAAUGCAGUGCUGUAUAAAGUGUUUAUCGUGGGAGAGGCUUACAGCGUGGUGCAACGGCCCUCGAUUAGGAAUUUUCCCUCUGGACCCACCGACAGGAGAGCUAUAUCCUUCAACAGUCAUCAUGUGUCCAAACCAGAGUCAUCUUCUCAUCUGACCUGUAGAGACAACAUGGAGGGUCAGUACUGGGCACCAAACAAUGAUGUCAUUCAGAAAAUGUCCAGAAGGUUACGAGAAGCCCUCAGCAUUUCUCUGUUUGGGAUUGACAUCAUCAUCAACAACCAGACCGGCCAGCAUGCCGUCAUUGACAUCAAUGCAUUUCCAGGUUAUGAGGGGGUCCCUGCGUUUUUUGAUGACCUGCUGAGUCACAUCACCAGCGUCCUGCGAGGUCAGGUAUCUAGCGGAGCGUCAUGCGGUCAUCUGAAAGCGAACGGAAUAGGACAGAACCCAUCCGUAGCCUGUGGGAUGCCCUGCGGCAUGCUGGGAAAUGAAAGCAGUUGCUGGUUGAUGGACAGUGAGGGAAUAAAAAAAGGCUCUCAUCAGGGACGGAGUUCUUGCGGGGCCUGCAGGGCUCCAAACUUUCACCAGCACGCUAGAUCCGGUUUAGCAGCAGCUGAGACUUCAUCACAAUGAGACUUCAUGUUAAUCUAGUAGAAUAUUUGAUGACCAUUCCCAAACCAAUUCAACCCUCGUAAAAUGGUGUAAAAUAAUUAUGUUGUCCAUGAUUUAAUGUCUGUCAAUUGUUUUCUCAGAGUUGAUUUAUUUAAAUUCAUGUUCAAAAGCGGAAACCUGGUACUGUAUGUGGUAUGAUUUUGUUAUAAAUGACUUGCACUGAUUUUAUUUACAGAAAAGGGGUCUUGUAGAGGAAUUGAAAAUGUAUAAAUAGCUAGGUAGCUACAUAACUUGAAAGGAGUGUCAUUUGUGUGAUGUUACUGUUAGAUGUUAUACUUUUCAGGAAACUAGUGCCCACUGCCCAGUUAGCUUUAAUGCUUCUAAAAAGUAUGAACAUUAAUUUCUUAAAAACUGAAUUUGCAGCUGUUUACUUUUUCAAACUGUAAAAGAUUGUAGCGUAAAAUGUUUUUAUAGAGUAACCAUUUAAUAUCUGGAGAGACCUGUUGUUCUUUCUUUAAAACAUUAUUUUUACACUUACAGGUGCUAUGAUAGUAUAUUGGAUUAUUCAUUGUAGGAAAUAUGACUUAAUAUGUUGUGGCUAUGGACGAAUGACCUUUUCUGAUUAUGGUUAUAAAAAAAUGCAGUUUGAGUUAAAGGAAAAGUUCACCCGAAAACUACCCCUAAAGCUAUCCCUGGUUAGUCACACUUGUGUUGUUUUAAAUAAUUAUUUCAUUGAAGACAAGAGAAAAGUUGACUUUGUUUUUAUUUCCUAUUUGGAACAACAUAAGGGAGAGUAAAUGGUGGCAGAAAUUGUUUUGGUAUGAAAAGUCUCGUUGAAAUCGUUUCCUCUGGCCUGUUCUGUCCCCCAUUGCUAUGGUAUAUUUGUACAUGAUGUAUAAUUUGUAUAUAUGUUGAUUAUUUUCUUCCUUUUGGCAUUUAAAAGGCAUAAAAAGCCUUUUAAAUGUCAUGAAGCAAUGAACCAAAUAUAAAAAACAGAACUCUGAUGUUGUGAAUCAUAAUAUUUUUUAUUAUUAUUUACAUCAUGUCUAGUGAUGUAAAUUCAAAUUUACAGAUUCAAACACUUAGUCGCAUAGUCACAUAGAAUCAUUUACUUAGAAAAACAUUUCUUCUCAUUUCUUCUCUUGCGUCUUGCAUUUUCUUCCUAAAUGAAUUCCCAAAAAGAAGUUCAUUUCUGUCAUCACCAUAAAUAAUAAAAACAUUAUUGCCUGUGGAUCAUAAGACUUAAUAAUAGGUACUAUUUCUGAGACGUUUAAGUUAACAUUUGAAUUCUUGGUAGUUUUCUGUAAAUUAUUUUCUCACAAUAUAUGUACUGAAUGCGUUAGGAAGCAAGCACAAGAAAGCAAAGCACAGGAGCUAAAAGAGGACAUAAUAGGACCUGCCUCAGGACCUUAAU
Messenger RNA from Triplophysa rosa, 2968 nucleotides. RefSeq names its product inositol-tetrakisphosphate 1-kinase a (gene itpk1a). Bases 367 to 1575 code for a protein of 402 amino acids. Gene Ontology annotation, cellular component: cytoplasm. Gene Ontology annotation, molecular function: inositol-1,3,4-trisphosphate 6-kinase activity; magnesium ion binding; inositol-1,3,4-trisphosphate 5-kinase activity. Lineage: Eukaryota; Metazoa; Chordata; Actinopteri; Cypriniformes; Nemacheilidae. The record is from RefSeq and is a predicted model, not a curated record. Gene Ontology annotation, biological process: inositol trisphosphate metabolic process. The transcript is spliced from 11 exons.